Messenger RNA from Raphanus sativus (radish), 1508 nucleotides. RefSeq names its product probable purine permease 4. The record is from RefSeq and is a predicted model, not a curated record. The transcript has a single exon. Bases 160 to 1326 code for a protein of 388 amino acids. Gene Ontology annotation, molecular function: purine nucleoside transmembrane transporter activity. Gene Ontology annotation, cellular component: membrane. NCBI's taxonomy places the organism in Eukaryota, Viridiplantae, Streptophyta, Magnoliopsida, Brassicales, Brassicaceae.
GUUAGAGAGACUGAAACCAUUUCUCUACCAAAACGUCUUUACCUUUUCAACUCUUCUUCUUCAUCUUCAUCUUCUUUCUCUCUUCAUUCGAAGUCUCGGCUACAAAUUAAAAAAAAAACAAAUACAGAAUAAAAAAUAUCAAAACACAAAGAGACAAAAAUGAGUGACGGGAGAGUCAACAACUCAGAUCAACAAGAACAAGAACAAAACCUGGUCAAAGCACCGGCCAAGCGAUCCCUCGGCCUCCUCAUCACCACUUACGGCUGCCUCUUCGUCGGCUCCGUGGCCUCGAGCCUCCUCGCGAAAUACUACUUCGUCCACGGUGGCUCGAGCCGGUGGGUGUCCACGUGGGUCCAAUCCGCCGGGUUCCCACUCCUCCUCGUCCUUAUCUACUUCCCUCACUUCGUCUUCAAAACAACUAAGCGCCGUCCCUUCACGCGCUUCACACAACGCCAUCUCUUCUUCUCCGUCGUAAUCGGACUCUUCCUCGGUUUCAACAACUUCCUCUUCUCGUGGGGUACCUCGUACCUCCCUGUGUCCACGUCAUCACUUCUUCUCUCGACACAACUCAUCUUCACUCUCAUCUUGUCCGUGAUCAUAGUGAAACAGAAAGUCACUUUCUCAAAUCUCAACUGCGUUGUUCUCUUAACGCUGAGCUCUGUUUUACUAGCUCUCGGUUCGAGCCAAGAUAAACCGGCCGGUUUAACUAAAACCAAGUAUUUCAUCGGGUUUUUAUCCACGAUCGGAGCCGGUUUACUCUUCGCGCUUUACCUCCCCGUGACAGAGAGGGUCUACAGGUCCGUUUAUUGUUACGCGAUGGUCAUGGAGAUGCAACUGGUUAUGGAGUUUUCAGCCACGGUUUUCGCUACAGUCGGUAUGGCUUUCGACGGUGGGUUUAAAGAAAUGGUUAAGGAAGCGAACCAAGUUUUCACUAAAGGACCGACGGUUUACUGGACUGUUGCGAUUUUAGCUAAUGUGGUGACGUGGCAGCUCUGUUUCGCGGCCACGUCAGGGAUGGUUUAUUUGACGUCUGGUAUCACCGGAGGUAUUUGCAUGACGGCCUUACUAGCUAUGAAUGUGAUUGGAGGUGUUGUUGUUUACGGCGAUGAGUUCGGCGGCGUGAAGAUUGUAUCAACGGUGCUAUGCAUUUGGGGAUUCUCGUCUUAUGUAUAUGGGCUUUACGUGAAGAUGAAAAAGGAGGAGAAGAAGGAAAAGGAGGAGAAGGGAUACACCGGUGUAAAGACGGCGGAAGACGGCGGAGAGAUGCAGGUGGAGAUGGGUAAGGUUAAAAAUGACGACGUGGCGGCGGCUGAUGAAAGGGUUUGAUGAUGAUAUAUGUUUGGGUAGUAUCUUUUAUGUGUUCUUUCUUUUUCUCAACUUUUAUUUUUAUUUUUAGGUAAUGCAUUUGCUUUUUUGAUUUUCUUUUUUAAGGUUUCUUUGUUUUUCCUCUUUUGGUUGUUUUUAUGAAUUAUAUCUAUCAAUGCACAAAACUAGUUAUGCACCUUCAA